Messenger RNA from Didymodactylos carnosus, 3729 nucleotides. The record is from the annotation of a GenBank genome assembly. Lineage: Eukaryota; Metazoa; Rotifera; Eurotatoria; Philodinida; Philodinidae.
AUGGAAAUGGUAUUUGAUAACAGUUUACCUGAAAGUACAAUACUACUAAAGGUUAUAGAAGCAACAAAUUUUGGAGCAUUUAGUCGAACAGAAAAAAUGCUUGCAGAGAACAAUAUUGUAUAUGAUGAAGACGGGCUCUCUACCAUUUCAGACGAAGCAGAAGUAAUCAAGAUUUUAUUUCACGUCAUAAUAUUACGUUAUUCACAAAAGUAUCGACGAGCACUAGAGAUUUUGGAAUCUAUGAACAACGUUUUCGACGAUCAUUCCAAUGGUCCUCAACGUUUGUUAUUUUUAUUGGAAAAAGGUUUUUGUUUAAAACUCAUACGACUUGAAACAAAGUCUUAUUUGAUUGAUCACAACAAUAUGAGAAAUAAUGACAAGAUCAGAGAAGAACCUUUCUUGAUUAUUAAUUUAUUAGAAGAAGCAAUGAACGUGGCACGAACAAAAUUGUCAACAUCAGACAAUUCCGCAAGGGAAAUAGUUUUUGACAUACAGACUUUAAUAAUAGAGGAAUAUAUGGAACUGAAACAGAAUGCUUCUGUAGACGAACAACUUCGCCAAGUAACCUAUGUCGGUAAUCCAAUAUUUAAAACGUAUUUUUGGUUACAGAUCGCUAAACAUAAACUAGAAGAGAAUAAUGUCGAUGAUUUCCACUCAAGUUUAGAUGUGGCUAGUUAUGCAGUACUGAAUAAUGACAAUGUGUUAUUAAUUUGUGAAUAUUAUUUAUUAGGUGCAAAAGCAUGCUUCGACGAACUCAAUUGUAAAGAUUUUCUUAUAUGUCGGGAAAAGAUCGAUAAACUCCUGUCAAAAACAUUGUUUAAAAAUGAUUAUUCAUCUAGCACAGCUGCAGUUUCCUUAUACAGUACAAUAAUCAGCUCAUGGUAUGAUCAGUAUGAAGCUUUAUGCAUUGCUUUUGCAGAUAAAUUAUUGAAACCAUUACAGAUUAGAAAUACGACUUUCGAGCGUUGCCCAGACCCCAAGUGGUCCAGAAUGAUGAGACGUGAAGCUUUUCGAACAGCCGACUGGAGGAACAUGCGUGGUUAUAUCACCGAAGAAAUGGUUUUAGCUAAUUUGUUUCAUUUAGAAAGCAAGACUGUCAAAAUACCGAAAACAGAUGCAUACUUAACAUACAAAAUAAAUGGUCUUUAUGAUGAAGGAAAAAUUGAUUGCUUAGUGUUUUCAUCCGACUUUUAUGAUCUCGUACCUACCGAUAAAAUACUUAAUAGCGAGAACUUAUUAAAACAACUCUCUCCCGUAUUGAAAGAUGUUGGUGAAGAACAUAAGUUUGAACAAAAUAUUAGUCAAAUUAAAGCUGAAUAUCCAGACAUUUAUGCAGAUUUUCUUCUACCUGUCGAGAACAUCCUCAACGCUCAUUCUAUCGCGAAUAUAAAAAUUGUUUCAGAAGUUGAUUUUCAUCGUAAAAUAUUAGGUAAGGCAGCAAAACAAAUGACCAAAAACGAUUUGGCCAUACCAUCAGGACACUGUUAUAUUCAGUACUCGUCGUGUACACUGAGAGCAAACGAUACAAUCUAUUGCUAUGUGAUUUUUGGUCGACAAAACAUAGAAUUUGAAGCAAUUGAUCUAAAGAAAUAUGAUCUCACAGUAGAUGAUUUUCUAGAAGAUAUAUCCUUUAUGGCUGAAGGUUUCGAUGAAGUUCCAGAACAAGAAUCAGCAUCUGAACAAAAUACUGAAAGUCAAGAGGAAGAAAAUAAGGUAACUAUAGCAGAAGAACGAUUAAAGACAUUACGUCGAAAGUUUUUCAAAAUACUUUUCGAACCUAUAAUGGUGCACUUGGAAACAGUUACAUGCCUGAAAAUCAUUGCCGAAGAGCAACUGCAGUAUAUACCUUUUUCCAGUUUAUUAAUAUCCGACGACGAUGAAAUGUAUCUGAUAGAUAAAUUUGAAAUUUCAUUUGUUCUAUCAGUUGGCGUUGAUCAAAUUUUUCAGCUAAACGUACCAAGUUCACAAUCUAGUGUAUCAUGCAAAUUAGAAAUAUUUAAUACAGAAAAAAUACAUCCAGAAUUAGAAGAAAAGUAUGAUUUGGGAUAUUCCUUAACUGAUAUAAUCGAUAGGCUUAAAAACGAAAACGUUCGAUUUGAAUCACAUCCACGAGCGACAAAAAAAGAAGUAGAUAUUUUCUUCGAUUGCAGAAAACAUUCACAACCAACGAUAUUUCAUUAUGCUGGUCAUACAUUUUUCAAUGAACAAGAAAUGCAAGAUCCAUACGCAUUGAGCGGUUGUAUGAUUUUGCAGCAUGAAAAUGGCAAAAAAUAUGUCGAUAGCAUGCUCUAUUCAAAUCAAAUAGCUAAAUAUGAUUUAAGAAACAUAAAGUUAGCCGUCUUAAAUUCAUGCAGUACAUUCAAAGGUAUGUUUAAAUUUCCUUCUGCAGAGAAUAUUGCCUAUAUAUCGUGUUUUUCAGCAGAAUACGUCAGACUAAAAAUCGUUCUCUGAGAUUAUCUAAACCAUAUUAAAUAUAAAUUGUUUUAGCCUGUUUCACUUCCGCAUCUAGAUCUGUAUUGAACUGAAUUGAAUAUAUACAUGCAGAAGACAACUCUCUUCUUCUUAAGAAAAUACGAUGAACAAUCACAUAUUUCGGUAGUUCAGUCACACAUGACGAUUACAACGAUAAAGAAAUAACUUGAGCAAUACUAUCAAAUUUAUAAUCUCGGCAUUGUUAUUUGUGAGGGUGAGGGUUUACUGUACGUAGAUCAAAUGCUAUUCUAUCAACUGACGAAAGAAUUUUAUAAAAAGUACGUACCAAAAAAAGGAUUGGGCAAAAUACAAAAAUCUGUCGCGAGCUGAUCCAAAUCAGUUCAAGUGGGGCAAUUGAGAUCAGGUGCGAUUUUGAACAGGGUAAUUCGGAUUCGCCCAGCUAAAAUCCGGCUGACUUAUUUUCCUGUGUGGUUACUCAUUUGUUAUUCACAUAUAUUCAUUAAAAAAGAUAAUACCAUUCGAUAGCUCAACAUCUCUUCUAUGAGACCUAAAAAAUCUCGAUGACGGAAGAAACUAAUAUAAGGAUUAUACGUUCAACAAUGACAUCUCUGUCGGACACUGCUAAAAAGUUAAAAAUCGAUUUGGGGUAAUUCGGAUCACUUAAGGCAGUUUAGGUGGGGUAAUUCGAAUCAACUCAGUCAUUUUUUCUAAAGAUUAUUUGUGAAAUUUUAUCACCUUUAAGAUGCAGAAUUGACUCGUUUUCAUUGAAGAAAAGUUGCACAGAACAAUUUCAUGUGUCAGCUUAGCAUGUGAAAACUAAAACGACCUUCAGCAUGAUUGAUAAAAUUGCUUUUACCAAUUGAAUGCGUUCUUCUCGUAUAUUUCUAAGGAAUUUUUCAAAUUAUUGAAAUAAAUCAGAAAUUUUAUAACAUUAACUUGUUGUAUACGAUAUAAAGAUAAUCGCACUACAAAUUGCCAGGAGAUUGGAAAACUAGUUUUGUAUACUAUUAUAAUCUGCCUCUUUUUUUGUGUAGAGUAAAUGUAAUAAGAAAGGUUAAAUGAUAUCGUCGCCUCAUGCCUAGAUAAGUGAACGCUAGGAAAACAAUUUCGUAUGUCAAAUAGUGGCGUAACCACACUAGGGCCAGCUGGGGCUCGAGCCCUAUCACCUUUACUUUAAAAGUUACUGAGUUUGGAAAUCAAAACGAAUGAAAUUCAUUUAGGGCACUGUUAGCUCGCCCUGCGAGCGAAAUGUUUAUUUAGAAAAGAGAAAAUAAAAAACUAAACUGGUCAUACACA